Molecule: messenger RNA, 1753 nt
Organism: Papaver somniferum (opium poppy)
Lineage: Eukaryota; Viridiplantae; Streptophyta; Magnoliopsida; Ranunculales; Papaveraceae
Product: 1-acyl-sn-glycerol-3-phosphate acyltransferase PLS1-like
Exons: 11
Coding region: 215-1378 (387 amino acids)
Cellular component (GO): endomembrane system
Molecular function (GO): 1-acylglycerol-3-phosphate O-acyltransferase activity
Source: RefSeq, a predicted model, not a curated record
AUGAGAAGCGGCGAUUAAAUCGGUGUAAAUUAGAAGAGAGAAGAGUCUGACAACAUUAAAUUUUUAUGAACGAACACCAAAGCAAAACCACAGAUUAGAUUCAGAGAUUGAAAAAUAAAUAAAUAAAACCAGAAGACGAAAAACCAUCCAAAUUUCUUGAAUCUCUCACUCUCUGCUCUGUUGGGAGGUUUGUUUUUCUUUAUCGCCGUCAGCCAUGGCGAUCGCAGCAGCAGCUGUGGUUCUUCCUUUAGGUGUUAUGUUCCUUUUCUCAGGCAUCAUCGUUAAUAUCAUUCAGGCAUCUUGUUUUGUUCUUGUUCGACCGAUAUCCAAGAGUUUGUACAGGAGAAUCAACAGAGUAGUAGCAGAAUUAUUGUGGGUGGAGCUUGUAUGGCUUGUUGAUUGGUGGGCUAAUGUUAAGAUUGAAUUGUAUAUGGAUCCUGAAACUUUCCAACUAAUGGGUAAAGAACACGCACUUCUGAUAGCGAAUCACAGGAGUGAUAUUGAUUGGCUUGUCGGAUGGGUUUUAGCUCAGCGCGCAGGUUGCCUUGGUAGCGCUCUAGCUGUCAUGAAGAAAUCAUCAAAGUUCCUUCCGGUCAUUGGCUGGUCAAUGUGGUUUUCUGAGUACCUUUUUCUGGAAAGAAGCUGGGCCAAGGAUGAAAAUACUCUAAAGUUAGGUCUUCAGCGACUGAAGGACUUUCCUCGUCCAUUCUGGUUGGCUCUUUUUGUUGAGGGAACUCGAUUUACACAAGCAAAGCUCUUGGCAGCUCAAGAAUAUGCAACUUCACAGGGGUUACCUGUGCCUAAAAACGUCUUAAUUCCUCGUACCAAGGGUUUUGUUGCAUCUGUAAGCAAUAUGCGCACCUUCGUUCCAGCUAUUUAUGACGCAACAGUUGCCGUACCAAAAAAUCAGCCCUCUCCUACAAUGCUAAGACUCUUAAAGGGUCAACCUUCUGUGAUCCAUGUACACAUCAAGCGACAUUUGAUGAAAGACUUGCCCGAGACAGAGGAAGGAGUUGCACAAUGGUGUAAAGAUAUAUUUGUGGCCAAGGAUGCUUUACUGGACAAGCAUAUGGCAGAUGACACAUUUGGUAACGAACAACUUCAAAACACCGGUCGGCCAAAGAAAUCUUUAUUGGUUGUUAUCUCUUGGUCUAGUCUCCUUGUAUUCGGGGCAAUAAAGCUCUUCAAAUGGUCAUCAUUCCUAUCUUCGUGGAAAGGAAUUGGAUUCUCAGUUGCUGGUUUGGCAGUUGUUACACUUCUUAUGCACAUUUUAGUUGUCUUCUCCCAGUCAGAACGUUCCACCUCUGCUAAGGCAGCAAAUGCCAGGCAAACACUAAAACAAGCACCUUCAGAUACAAGCCGAGAUAAACAACAGUAGCAAGCAGCCUAUAAAUCCCUCAUUAUCAUUGAAAUAUUCCUGCAGACCUGUUUUUUUGUGCAGCCAGUUAUUAUCUAAAGCGCAAUUGAAAGAAAGUCGUUAUUUUGUGGAUUUCUUAAACGAUGAUGAUAUACACAGGCCAUAUUUAUUUGUUUUCUGCAUCCUGUUCUCUUCUUUUCUCUUCAGAUAGCAUAAUAGCAACACCCGUAUGUUGUUAGGUUUUUCUUUUUGUAGCAGAAAACAAAUUGAUUCCCUAUUGUUAAAACCUAUAAGUAGGUUAAUGGUGUACCAGAUUUUAAAGUAGCUUAUUUCUAGUGUUGUACCAUUUUAUCUGUAAGAUUCUUGUUUCUAUAUUUCCUCAUUCUUUCUUUUUCA